AUGGGCAAGUCAUUUGCCAACUUCAUGUGUAAGAAGGAUUUCCAUCCUGCAUCCAAAUCCAACAUCAAGAAGGUAUGGAUGGCAGAACAGAAAAUAUCUUAUGAUAAGAAAAAGCAAGAUGAUCUAAUGCAGCAGUACCUAAAAGAACAAGAGUCUUAUAACAAUCGGUUACUUUUGGGUGAUGAAAAGGUAAAGAGUGGGUUGAAUUUCAUGUAUGAAGCACCACCAGGAGCUGAAAAGGUGUCUUUCCUCCGUUCACAGGAAGGAGAGACAACUGAAUACAAAUUUGAAUGGCAGAAGAUGGCCCCUCGAGAAAAGUAUGCUAAAGAUGACAUGAAUAUCAGAGAUCAGCCCUUUGGCAUACAGGUUCGCAACGUCCGGUGUAUUAAAUGCCACAAGUGGGGUCAUGUGAACACAGACAGAGAAUGUCCACUGUUUGGUCUGUCUGGGAUUAAUGCAAGCUCAGUCACUGCAGAUGGGUCAGGACCAUCAAUGCACCCCUCGGAGUUAAUGGCGGAGAUGAGAAACAGUGGGUUUGCUCUGAAACAAAAUGUACUGGGAAGAAACCUGACCGUAAAUGAUCCAUCGCAGGUCUAUGUAGUCAGUGAUGCAGAGGAAGAAGAUGACCCAGAAGUGGAGUUUUUAAAAUCCCUAACAACUAAACAAAAACAGAAACUUCUAAGGUAUGAAGCUAUGAAGUGA
Messenger RNA from Staurois parvus, 702 nucleotides. The record is from the annotation of a GenBank genome assembly. Lineage: Eukaryota; Metazoa; Chordata; Amphibia; Anura; Ranidae.